Molecule: messenger RNA, 1129 nt
Organism: Pocillopora verrucosa
Lineage: Eukaryota; Metazoa; Cnidaria; Anthozoa; Scleractinia; Pocilloporidae
Source: RefSeq, a predicted model, not a curated record
AAUUGGUACUUAAACCGGCGACACAUCUCGAAAGCGAAAGUUUUGACGAAAAAUUUCAACCUCCAGAGGAGUAUUACGUUCCAAAAACAUUUGGGACUAUUUGCGCGCAGAUUUGAAGGUCCGUCUCUCUCGCUGUCGCUUUGGAAGACAAUGAUGAUUUUGACCCGACAACCGACACAAACUGUCACCCUGAUCAUGUUAGUUUUUGUCAUCAGUGGAACACGGGGAUAUCGCUUGGGACUUGAAAUCAUUAAUGCGACAUCCUGCGGAAAGUACGAUAAGACUCCAUUGUUUAAAGUUUCUCCAUGGCCUUUCAUUCCUGCUGGGAUUUAUGUUGAUGGUAAUAUAACAUUUACACCUGCGGUAGAUGUUCUUGAAGCAUCCGUACAAUACGAAGCGGUCUCAGAUGGCAAGGUUGUAAUUAAGGGCUGGUACGACAAUAUAUGCGAUAGGCACCCAUACUUGUGCAGCUUACCUGCUGGUGAAACCAAAGUGUGGGCUUUAUCUGGAAAACUGCCGCCCAUUCCUCCAGUUUUAAAGAAUCGAACCUAUAACGCGAAAGUUCAAUUUUUCAAUGAAGAUAAUAUCAUGUUUCUCUGUGGUGAGCUCGUGGUCAAGGUAUGGUGAUAGACGAACAGGACAAACAGGAGUCAAGACUCAAGAAAAGCAUCAGGAAAAAAAUUAGGCAUGGGAAGACAUGCAAAGAGUCGUCUUGCAACCAAUGAUACUGUAAAACAAGAUUUUAAAUUCUAAAAAUAAUCAUUAAAGAUAACUUUAGUAACUUUGAGUAAAUGCCUAGAUUACGUUUUUGUGGCGAGGGAAUCAGCUUAUUUGUGAAACAGCCUGGUAUUUAAGACUGACAUAGGAAACGGGGAACAAUAAGAGGGCGGAUCAGUUCGCGGGAAAAACUGUAAAGUGUAACAAAAAUUACUUAGAUUUAAAUGAGAAAGAUAGUGCAAGGGAGCUAGUGAAGCGGGUGAGAGCCUUUGAACUCUUUCCUACUCACAGCGCUUCCCUGAAAGUCAUCAUUUCAAACAAAUAUUUUAGUAAAAAUGAGAGAGGACUGAUCUGUGUGUAAUCUGGUCUGGUGAGUCGCAUAGCGUACUCAAGACCAGGCCAUUAAUAAAAA